Messenger RNA from Cryptococcus deneoformans JEC21, 1372 nucleotides. Its product is annotated as expressed protein. The coding region runs from base 287 to 1177 and encodes 296 amino acids. Gene Ontology annotation, cellular component: membrane. The record is from RefSeq and is a predicted model, not a curated record. Lineage: Eukaryota; Fungi; Basidiomycota; Tremellomycetes; Tremellales; Cryptococcaceae. The transcript is spliced from 6 exons.
CUCCCAUCCAUCUCCGCAACUCCCUCUUCACCUCCAGCAGCCUAUAAAAACCCUAGUCUCUAACCCGCAACCCCUGCCGAACCGGCUCGGCCUGUGCAGAGACCCAUCUUUGUCUGUCCGACUACGUCUCUCCCUCUCUUCCGGCCUGGCAACAACGACGAACAUCACAGUCCUCGAAUCUGAAAUCAUUUCACACCUCAUCUCCUAUUGAUUGUAAUAUUCCAUAUACCUUGGAACCCUUCUCAAGCAUUGUAGAAGGAAUAUAAGAGCGAAGCCGCUGUGGAUCAUGGCGUACAACCAUAAACUUCCGAAAAAGAUAUCGCUCAAGCCAAAGAAACAUCAUGGUUUCCAGGUAUUCUUGUGGUUAUUAGGGCUGUUAUUACCGCCUCUAGCUGUUGCUGUUCGAUUCGGUAUUGGAGUCGACUUCUUUGUCAACGUAUUCUUAUGUAUUUGCGGCUAUAUUCCGUGUCAUUUUCACAACUUCUACAUUCAAAACAUCCGCAACAAUUCCAACAGAGCCCGAACGCCCAAAUGGGCCAUCAAGUACGGUCUUGUCGACAACUCUGACCGAGAACGACGUGCUCGAAAGAACCAAUGGUCCAAGCGCUUCGAUGAACGUAACAACCACUCUACUCUGGCUGAACAAGAGCUCGAAGAAGGUGAAGAGGGACCCAACUAUGACCCUAGCAUCGUGAACCCUGAAGAAGUUGAAAGGAGGAGGAAUGAGGGCUUGUGGACUGCUGAUGAUGAAGAGUAUUACAACGAUGACCAAGCUCCCAACCAACGCAAAUGGCACUACCCGGCCAACUUUGAAGGUGCUGUCGGUGAUGGUCGAUCAUAUAAGCGCAACGCUUCCUCUGGUGGAGACAGAUGGCAACGCGCUGCCCGACGAUCAUCGGGAGCAUCAAACACUUACCCUCCGGUGGCUGCCACCGACGAUGACGUACCCGAGUGGGGUAAGGAUUAUGGCAGCAAGCGUCGUUCCAGCAAGAAGAAGCUGAACAAGAAGCAAGACCAUACACAUGAUUGGGCGAGGAACCCCGAGUAUGGCAAUGAGGAUGAAAGCGGUGCACGAGGUGCGGGUGGAAGUGGACGACCCAGGGAAGGAAGUAGGGGUAGUGGGAGGGAGAAUGGAGGCACAGCAAAUGGUGAUCCUAACUGGGACCACGAAUUCUAAUUGGGGGAUUGUUAGAGUUUUGGAUGAGAAGGGAGUAAAGAAGGUCAGGUAGAUAGAUGUUGGAUAUGAGAUGUUAUCGCGAGGAGCGGUAUCCGGGAAGCGCGGGAAGCGGUGGCUGUUGGUGCGGUACAUACAUAUCGCGAUUCCCUUUUGUCUGUGUUUGGAUAUGAUAGUGUAUAGCGUCUUCGUUGUACG